Onychostruthus taczanowskii (white-rumped snowfinch) is the source of this 888-nucleotide messenger RNA. It is a transcript of the gene SPP2, whose product is annotated as secreted phosphoprotein 2. Bases 16 to 579 code for a protein of 187 amino acids. The transcript is spliced from 7 exons. The record is from RefSeq and is a predicted model, not a curated record. Gene Ontology annotation, cellular component: extracellular region. Lineage: Eukaryota; Metazoa; Chordata; Aves; Passeriformes; Passeridae. Gene Ontology annotation, biological process: bone remodeling.
UUUGGAAGUCACACUAUGAGGAUCCUAAUUUUUCUCCUCACAUUGGGCGUUUUCUCAUGUUCAGGGUUCCCAGCGUAUGACUAUGACCUCCCUGUCACAGAGGAGGCUCUCAAUGCUUCCAUUGCAAGGAUCAAUUCCCAGUCAUGGAGCAGAAACCUCUAUGGUGUUGUCAGGAGCCGAGUCAUGGGAGUGGACACGUGGGACAGCGAUACCUAUGGGUUAGAUCUGCACUUCAGCAUCCAUGAGACCGUGUGCACCAAAGCUUCGGGGAGAGACCCCUCUACCUGUGACUUCAAAACUGGCCCUUUCGUGCCCACUGCUUCCUGCAGAAGCGUUGUGGAAGUCUCUGGGGGGCUGAUUGCCAACCUUACUGUGCGGUGCCAUCGCAGCACAUUCAGCUCUGAAUCCAUGAGCAGCGAGGAGAUGAUGCACGUGCCCAUAACGACCCCUGACAGGUGGGGCGGUGCUCGCAGGGAAGAUGAUGCCUUUGCUCCUGAAGCCUUCCCUUCAAGGGGAAGAGGCAGCAGCCAUGGAGACUGGAACAAACCCAGAUACUUCAACCCUGACAAGAUGGAAUAACCUGGGCUGGAUUGGAGAAUAAGAAGAGUCAAGAUUAAACUAGAUUGGAGAAUGAGAAGAGUCAAGAUUCAAAGAUUCAAAGAUCCAGAACCUGAUGCCUUGGCCUUUCCUUUUUGGUGAAAAAACUGUUCUUCUGUGGAGUGAGAGUCUUUCCCCAAACUCACUUUCUGCUCAUGAGAUGCUAAAUACACCGUCAUCCAUCAAUAAGCCCUUCUGAUGUGUUAGGUAUCCCUGGGAGAACUCCAAUUUAACUGUGUCCAGGACAUUUCCACCACCCCAUAAUGAUGCUAUUAAAACCUCAUUAUUCCA